Molecule: messenger RNA, 1904 nt
Organism: Hydra vulgaris (swiftwater hydra)
Lineage: Eukaryota; Metazoa; Cnidaria; Hydrozoa; Anthoathecata; Hydridae
Source: RefSeq, a predicted model, not a curated record
GAUGUCAUGUAUAGAAGAAUUGUAGGCAAAAAACAAUAUCAUAAAUGAUAUGAUCCUAAACAUCCAAGCCUGUUUUGUAUAAUGGCAGAGUAGAUAAAGUAUUUAGUUGAAAAAAUGACUUAGUUUGCACUAUUUCUUACUGGAAAGAUGAUGAAACAUAUAUGGAAGCUGUUGACCAUUGCAUGAAAAAGAUCCAGCUUGUUGCAGAUGUUAUUUCAGAAGAGUUACAAUUUUAUUAAUUUUAUAUUAUAUUAAUAAAACACUGUGAAAGUACAAGUUUGAAAUUUAAGCUAAAAAAGUACUACAAAUGAAUUGCUGAAAAAUACUACCAGUGUUGUGAAUAGCUAAACGAAAUUUAUUAUUGUAAUCAUUCAUUAAAAGCCAAGACAAAACUAUAUGAGAUAAAAAAUAAACAGACCAUUAUUAUUUCUUUUUAAUAACAUUUUAUUUGUUUUUUAGUUUGAAACAGCCAAAGCGCUAUUUGAAAGAUUUAAAAAUUAUUAAAGGUUGGUUAAUAAAAUGGAUAUCAAAGCUGUAGAACAUUGCAUGAAAAAGUUUCAGCUUGUUGCAGAUAUUGUUUCCAGAGAGUUGACUAGAUAUUAUUUUGUUAAAACACUGCAAAUAUAUAAAUUUGAAAUUUAUAGAUUAAAAAACUGCUGUGACUUGUUGAAAAAAAAAAAGUACUGCUAGUGUUGUGACUUGCUAAACAAAAGUACUGCAAGUGUUGUAACUUGCUAUGUAUUUUUGAUAGGCGACUCUGGCUUACCUUCACGUGGUGUCUGUUGUUAAAAAUGGUUAUAAAAUAAUUUCAUUAGUAUAAUUUAUCAUUGUAAUCAUUCACUAAAAGCCAAGAAAACUUUAUGAAAUAAAGCAUCAUUAAAAUAAUCAAACAUUAUUUAGUGUUAAUAACAUUUUUUUUGGUUUUUAGUUUGAAACAGCCUAACUUUUUGUUUACCAAACUAGUAUCAAGCACCAAAUGAAAGAUUUGAAGAUUUAUAAAGUAGGUAAAACUUUAAUUUUACACAAUGUCUCAGCAUUCAGAAAAAGAGUGUAUUGACGCUAGCACAACAAAUAUUGGUCUUUGCACAUCUCCUUUAAAUAAAUUUGUAUGGAAUAUGGCUAACACAAGAGUAUUAUUAGAUUUAUGGAAAGAUAAUUACAAAGCAUUAACAUCUGCAGAAGAAACACAAAUAUUUACAAACAAAUGGCAGCUGAAUUUUCAAACACAUUUAAUAUCGUACCUCCGUUAACUGAAUAUCAAAUUCAAUCUAAAAUUAGUAAUUUGAGGAAACAAUUUAGACGAGAAAAACUUCAAGUUGGUUCAUCGGGAGGAGCUCCUAGUAAAUGGUGGCCUUACGAUAUUGUUGCCAAAAUAAUAGGUGGUGAAGCUUCCCUUGACAAUGACCUUUUAUCUCAAAGUCAAAACUUUUCUACUCAAGAUUUUCAAGAUGGUCAGAUUGCCACAAUGGAAGAUGGCAAGGGGACUGUCAGUAUUUUAAACAUUGAAGCUUUGGAUGAUACAAGUGAUGUGCAAUCAAUUGUCACUAUUCCUGAUGAGGAACCAACUCAAUCUUCAUCCGGCUGCAAUAAACGAAGGAACUCUGAUGAUGAAAAAACUUUGAAUAAAAUAGCAAAAACUGAACAGGGAGACAUCUGUAAAGAUAAAAGCUAUUGGAAAAACAUGGAAAGCGUUUUGGCCGUACUUCGAUCAAGAAGUAGAACAUUAAUCAAUGAUGAAUCAAUCACCCACCCAUUUUCAUAUUUAGAUUUAGCUUCUUUUAAGUUUUAUCAACAAGGGUAUCUGAUUGAAAGAAAAGUUUGGGUUAGGCCGAAAAGUUCUCAAUGUGAUAGUUGUGGUAGUUUUGCCUAAAUGUGGAUGUAAUUCAUUAACUAGGAAAUUAAAU